CUCUCUGGUUGUCCCCAGUUUGAUGUGCAAUUGUGUAACAACUUUUAAUGACUUAGGCCUUGCAAACACUAUAAAUACUCAGUUCAGUGUGCCAAGUGGCAGCAUCAAAGAACUCCAUUCAGCUAUACCCAUAAACCACAAAGGAAACCAGAGAAAUCACCAUGAGCACUGAAGGAAAAACAAUUACAUGUCAGGCAGCCAUUGCCUGGGGAAAAAAUUCUAUUUCAAUUGAAGAAGUGCAAGUUGAACCACCAAAGACUGGAGAAGUUCGUAUUAAAUUGACAUCUUCAGGGAUCUGUGGUUCUGAUGAUCACGUCCUGAAAGGAAGAUUCCCAAUGAAGUUCCCUUUAGUUCCAGGCCAUGAAGGAGCUGGGAUUGUGGAGAGUAUUGGUAAUGGAGUGAGCUCUGUAAAACCAGGAGACAAAGUCCUCACACUGAUUAUUCCACAGUGUGGCAAAUGCAAUUCCUGUUUGCACCCCAAAGGAAACUUCUGUGAUAAGCAAGAUGUUCUGCCUUGUUCUGGGUUGAUGCUGGAUGGGACCAGCAGAUUUAGCUGCAAAGGAGAGAAGAUCUACCACUCUUUCCGUGUAAGCACAUUCACCGAAUAUACUGUGGCACCUGAGAUCGCAGUAGCAAAAAUCGAUGCUGCUUCACCUAUGGACAAAGUUUGUCUCCUAAGCUGUGGAAUACCUACAGGCUACGGGGCUGCCGUUCGGUCAGCCAAGGUCACCCCCGGGUCCACCUGUGUGGUUUACGGGCUUGGAGGAGUUGGCUCAGCCGUUGUCAUGGGCUGCAGAGCCUCUGGUGCAUCCAGGAUCAUCGGUGUGGACAUCAACGAGGAGAAGUUCCCCCAGGCAAGAGCCUUAGGGGUCACUGAUUGUCUCAAUCCUCAGACCCUCCAGAAACCAGUCCAGGAGGUCGUGAUGGAAAUGACAGGCAGUGGUGUUGAUUUUGCCUUUGAAGCCAUUGGCCUCAUUGAAACCAUGACAGCCGCUUGGGACUCCUGCAACAACAGCUAUGGUGUCUGUCUGAUCAUUGGAUUGGCUCCACUAGAUUCGAAGCUUUCCCUCGAGGCAACAAAGAUUAUCACUGGAAAAACACUGAAGGGUGUGUGUUUAGGAGAAUACAAAACCAGAGACUGUAUUCCCCAAAUAGUGUCUGAUUACCUGCAAAACAAAAUUGAUAUAGAUCCUUUGGUAACUCAUCAGCUGCCUUUUAACCAACUCCACAAAGCCUUGGAGUUGUACCAUGCUGGAAAAUCCAUCCGCUGUGUUCUACUUUUCUGAGACUUUGAUCAUAAGAGAUACAAGGGCAUCCUUCAAAAGCAGAGGGAAAGAUCGAAACCCUAAUUACAACAAGCAAAAGGGAAUAACAAGGACAAUGCAGGCUAUUAGACACACAACUAGGAAGAACUUUGAAGACAAAAAGAAGCAAAUCAAGAAAAUAUCAAAGAAAUAAAUAAGAUUUUCUUCAUCUUACAAUUUAGGAUACCACCCUAAACCCUCCCAAAUAAAAACCAAUUACUCAAAAUAAUUUAAUUUAAAAAAUACCCACAAGUGAGACAUGAUUAUUACACUUAAGAAUGCCAAGGUAAGAAUAAAAGAUUUUUAUUAGCAUACAUUAAUAGUACAAGGAGAUAUAAAAGAUUGUUUAAGAAAAAAAAAAAGAUAGGGGCUAGGAAUGGUGGCUCACAUUUGAAAUUCCUACUACUUGAGAAGCAGAGAUGGGAAGAUCAACGUCCACAGCUGGCCCAGACAAAAGUGUAAGAUCCUAUCAGGAGAAAGUAAAAACUAAAGCAAAAAGGGUUAGUGGUAUGGUUCAAGUGGUAAGGCCACUGAAUUCAAUCCCCAGUACUGGAAAAAGAAAAGAAAAAUGCAGUAGGGAGUGACAGGUGACAUCAGGGAAA
Messenger RNA from Perognathus longimembris pacificus (Pacific pocket mouse), 1906 nucleotides. RefSeq names its product alcohol dehydrogenase 1-like. Gene Ontology annotation, cellular component: cytosol. Gene Ontology annotation, biological process: retinoic acid metabolic process; retinol metabolic process. Bases 162 to 1286 code for a protein of 374 amino acids. Gene Ontology annotation, molecular function: all-trans-retinol dehydrogenase (NAD+) activity; zinc ion binding. Lineage: Eukaryota; Metazoa; Chordata; Mammalia; Rodentia; Heteromyidae. The record is from RefSeq and is a predicted model, not a curated record. The transcript has 9 exons.